Malassezia vespertilionis is the source of this 747-nucleotide messenger RNA. RefSeq names its product thiol oxidase. The transcript has 2 exons. The record is from RefSeq and is a predicted model, not a curated record. NCBI's taxonomy places the organism in Eukaryota, Fungi, Basidiomycota, Malasseziomycetes, Malasseziales, Malasseziaceae. Gene Ontology annotation, molecular function: flavin-dependent sulfhydryl oxidase activity; flavin adenine dinucleotide binding. Bases 1 to 747 code for a protein of 248 amino acids. Gene Ontology annotation, cellular component: mitochondrion.
AUGGCGUACAGGUUCUUACGGCUUUUAGUACUGGCAGUGCUUCUGUUGAUUGUGCCUGCUUAUGUAUACCUCUCGCAAAAGCAAGACUCAUUUGUUCAUAACCCUACUACCGGGGAAUGGCUUUCUGAAGCUUCGUUUUUUUUCGGAAAAAAACCUGCACAGGUAGAACAAGGCCACAAGAACCCAGAUACUGUUAGUGGUUUCAUGGAUUGGUGGAAUGCAGGUGCGAAAAUGCUUCAUUCCGGCGUAAAAGAAGACGAUAUAACGCAGCAUAUCGUACCGCACCCCAGCCAAGCGGCGAGGCCUGUCGACGAUGCAAACAGCGAGCCGAUUGUAAAUGGUGCUUAUGCACCUAAGAUGGCGAACGAAACUGCCAAGGCUGAGCUUGGACGUGCUACAUGGCAUUUUUUACACACCAUGACACUGCGAUUCCCAGAUAAGCCCACCGAGCAACAAUCUCAGGAUUUGCGCGAGUUCUUCCGACUCUUUUCCUUGUUAUACCCGUGUGGUGAUUGUGCUACGCAUUUCCAACAACUCCUCAUCGAGCUGCCGCCGCAGGCUGGCUCACGUAAAAAUGCGGCAAUUUGGCUGUGCAAUGCACACAAUGCCGUGAACAAACGCCUAGGUCAUUCCCAGUUCAAUUGCACUGAUCUCGAUUCUACUUAUGACUGCGGAUGUGGUUCUGACACGAUUGACCUCGCUACCAUAAAUCCAAGCCAGGCGACAGGCGAGGCGCAUAUAAUGUAG